AUGUGUGUAGACACAUGGAGAGAGCGAGAGAAAGUCGUUAAAUGCGGAAGUUUGAAGAAGUUUGUUUCCUCAGUUUCAGUGAACAAGUUUGAUGAGACACGAGGAGACGAGUGUGAACUCUGUUUUCUGAUCUCACGGAACUCUCUCUGUUGUCUCAGCUCCAUCAUGGCGUCUGAGGUUUAUUCACCCACAACUGCUCCGAACCCCAAAUCCUCCUGGUGCCUGGUUCCAUCACAGCAUCUGGACAAAGUCCGCUUCCUCAUCAAAGUCACUGAAGUGAUGUUCUCCUUCGUGGCCUUCAUACUGGAGGAGGUGGUCAGCAGCUGCAACAGCUGCUUCGCCCUCUACUCCUUUGAGUUUGUCAGCUGCACUGCGUUCCUCUUCACCCUGCUGCUGCUCGUCCUCCUCUCCACCACCCUGCACACCAGGGUCGGCAUCACCUGCUGGCCCAGUCUGGUAAGAGCUGCUCCUGGUUUAGUGUGAGGACGAUGGAGAAGAUCCUGACUCUCACUUGUUCUGUGACUCUGAACCUGAGCUCCUGCUGAGAUCAGGGAAGGAACAGCUCAAUGUGAUAAAACACACGCGACGCAUUUUGAUGUGACAUCACUUCCUGAUGACAUCAUCUCUGAUGAGCAGAGCCCCCUGUAGAAUCUUGAUGUGUUUAAGUUUCUUCAGUAGAGCUGCUCAGUCAAUUCAGCUGCUUUUAUUUUGACAGAACAGAAGGUGAUCAUCAGAACUAAUGAAAAGACAAAGUACAGCAGUAGGUGGCGGUAGUGCACCUUGACGUUGGUUGCCACUCGCUAAUAAACCGAACAAACAAGAUGAAGCUCAUCUUUAUCUGAUUUUAUUUUGAAAGAACAGCAGCAGGUCAGUCAGUUCAGCAGAUUUUCUGUUUUAGAAAAUGACUUUAUUUACAUGACAAUCGACAUGUAUGUAAUAUAUUACAUGCAUGACAUUCUAAAUAGUCAUAAAGUAAAGACAUUCACAUUCAGUCUUCAUCACAGUUACAUCCUGUUUAUUUCAUACGUGACCAUUUUCUUACAAAAACACUUUAGAAAAACACUGUUUUUGGUAAAUGUUCAUCUUAAAUGUGCACACGUUAACACCAUCAACACGUUAACACCAUCAACACGUUAACACGGUCAACACGGUUAACACGUUAACACCAUCAACACGUUAACACGGUCAACACGUUAACACCGUCAACACGGUCAACACGUUAACACGUUAACACCAUCAACACGGUCA
Molecule: messenger RNA, 1248 nt
Organism: Paralichthys olivaceus (Japanese flounder)
Lineage: Eukaryota; Metazoa; Chordata; Actinopteri; Pleuronectiformes; Paralichthyidae
Source: RefSeq, a predicted model, not a curated record